This is a messenger RNA of Ilex paraguariensis (yerba mate), 776 nucleotides long. The record is from the annotation of a GenBank genome assembly. Lineage: Eukaryota; Viridiplantae; Streptophyta; Magnoliopsida; Aquifoliales; Aquifoliaceae.
GAGAGAGAGAGAGAGAGAGGUUUUGUGCAAGCCUAUCAGCUACUUUCAACUCGAUUCUCUCAUUUUGCAACCAGAGAAACCAAAUGGGGGAGGAACAGAAGAAACUAGAGGAAAAGAAUCCGGAGGAAAAGAAACCAGAGGAAGGGAAAAAACCAGGGGAAGAGAAAAGAGAAGACCCAAAAUCCGAAAAACCAAGCGACGGAAAGGGAGAAGAGAAAAAAGGAGAGGAACCCAAGGAUGGAAAAGAUUCCAAAGACCCACCACCUCCUCCUCCUCCUCCUCAAGAGAUUGUUCUCAGAGUCUUCAUGCAUUGCGAAGGUUGCGCCAGAAAAGUCCGUCGAUGCCUCAAAGGGUUCGAAGGAGUUGAGGAUGUUGAGACGGAUUGCAAGACGCAUAAGGUCGUUGUGAAGGGAGAAAAGGCAGAUCCAUUGAAGGUACUUGAGAGAGUACAGAAAAAGAGUCACCGACAGGUUGAGCUUCUCACUCCGAUCCCGAAACCGCCGGCCGACGAACCCAAAAAAGUUGAAGAGAAAGAAAUUGCCAAACCCGAACAAAAAACAGAGGAGCCUCAGGUGAUUACAGCGGUUUUGAAAGUCCACAUGCAUUGUGAGGCUUGUUCGCAAGUAAUCAAGAAACGUAUAGAAAGAAUGAAAGGUGUUGAGAGUGCAGAGCCAGAUCUAAAGAGCUCACAAGUGACAGUGAAAGGGGCGUUGGAGCCACAAAAUCUGGUGGAAUACAUACACAAGAGAACAGGGAAGCAGGCAGUGAUUGUGAAG